AUGAUCUGUCUCUUACCUCCUAUUCCGCCCGCCAGCACAGUCUCGGUCAUGGUACCACCCCUACAGCCUGAGGAUAUGCUUCCUAAACUACGCCUUCAUCAGCAUAACUCGAAAAACAAGUUAUUCGGUCUGCAAGCCAAUCACCCAACUCUGGAAAGCUCACAGCAGAAUAGUGGAGAUGGGACAGAAUCCAAACCGGUUGUUGGAGCACGUACCGGUAAACGCAAGCAGUCUGAGGGUAAUGAGGCUCGUCAAUUGCCACCUUCUUUACCACCGGUUACUCGAUCACAUUGUCAUUUCAUCAGACUAAAGUUCCCCACGACUGCCGAACGAAGAUUUGAUACCUUCCUGGUCCCUCAAUGUGCAACGGGCGAUGAGGUGAUCAAGAAGAAGAUGAAACAGUUUGAGAUGGUUGAGGAUGAUAAUCUGACGGGAGAAGAACAGAGUAGAGGGGUCCGGAUUGGACCUGAUGGGCGCAAACAUUCCGAGGCAAGACUCGAGCAUCCGAUGCUAUUAAGUCUCAAGCCAGAGUGUUCGACGUUUGCGGUUGAUGACGAGACGCUGAACAUCCUCAUCGAUGUCUUUGGGCUAUGGUUGAUCCAAGACGGCCAGGUUGAAGUCUUGUUACCCAAGGCAUUUUUCAGCAGGUUCGAUGAUGAAGAGGAGCUAGACGAGCGGGAACGAGAGCUGAGCUUUUCGUCCUUCAGUUCCUGGAACGAGCCCCAUCUUUCUCAACGAGGUACCAGUCAAGCUAGUACAUCUAGGAGCAGCCAUAAUCGACUCAAACGCAGGGCUCAGUCUCCCUCCUCUUCUUUGCCCUCUAGAGCCUCCUCCCCUCGCUCUUCUUCUUUUCUUUCUCCUAAUGAAGCCUAG
This is a messenger RNA of Puccinia graminis f. sp. tritici CRL 75-36-700-3, 873 nucleotides long. RefSeq lists its product as uncharacterized. The coding region runs from base 1 to 873 and encodes 290 amino acids. The record is from RefSeq and is a predicted model, not a curated record. The transcript has 2 exons. Lineage: Eukaryota; Fungi; Basidiomycota; Pucciniomycetes; Pucciniales; Pucciniaceae.